AUGAACUUUCACUCUUCCUCCCACCUUCACACCCACAACACUCACAACCCGGACUCUCACUCUCACACUCGCUCUCAUUCUCACACCUCCAACGACGAACAUGUGGAGCAGCCCCGAUCCCAUCUUCAACAGCACCCAGAGCUGAGACCACUGCCAGACCCUCAGGCAUCAUCAUCGGCACAGCGGCGGCGUCUGCAAACGCUCUCAGCCCACGACGCCCCUUCUGGCCUUUCUCACUCGGCCUCUCUGCCCGUGUCACCCCCAUCCCCCGCUAGGUCAGAGCCGGAGCUGCACGGCCAAGACACGGCCAUCUGCGACCCGCCCGUCGUUGCCCGGUCGUACGGCCGUCCCGUCAUCGUCGAGGGACCCUACCGGCGGGUGCCCGACGUCCCUCCUCUCCCGACAUACCAACCACACCAACCACGUCAACCACCACCUGCUUGGGGCAACAUGCAGAACCCACCGAUGGCCACCGACUUCAGGGACGAGCUUGCCCGAGUCGACGGCGUCAUCACGCCAGGGGUUGACAACACGCCUUUUAUCCAGUACGCCAUCGAAGCGUUGAACCGCAACCGAGACCGGGACACCGGGUACUCGAUCGAUCAGUCGGCCAGUGGGAGUUCCGCGUCCGAAGUCAUCCUCGCCCCGGGACAUGGGCCGCAGUACUACCCACGCUCACCAACACAGCGCCAAAGCCAGCAUCUGCAGCAUCUGCAGCAUCCACAACGAACUUCAGCACCCGAAUCGACGCCUCUUUUAUCUCGGCCGUCGGCCACUCACCCCAACGAUGAGGCUGACGGACCAGAAGCAACACUCCCACUCCCCCCUGUCAUCCCCGGCCCGCGCGAGUCUGCCCACUCGCUCGCCGAGACCCUCAAAAAGGGGUCACGAGCGACCCAAGCACACGAAUGGCGGCCUGUCGAGACGGAUGAGCUGCUAACUGGCAGCGCCGAUGUGCCCCCGCUAACCUUCCGGCCCUGGCCGCUGCGAGCGCCGGCGCUGUUCGCACUGAUGGCCCUCUGUCUCGUGGUGGUCGGCCUCCUAAUCCUGAGCGCGCUCUACUCUCACCUCCACGAGGGCUUGAUGGAAUGGGUUACCAUCCACGGCGGCCGGUACUUUCUCUUCCGCUUCUUCCCGCAGCUCAUCGCCGUCUUCAUCCUGCUGUAUGCGCAGCACGUCAUGGCUACCAUGCUCCGCCUGCUUCCCUUUGCACGCCUGGCAUCAAGCUCUCAGGAGAAGCGGGAAGGCGCCCUGUUCCAGGAGAUGUACCCGACCUUCCUCUGGCCGCGUCUCGUCGGGCCCUGGAACGUACAGGUGCCGAUCCUCGUUACCUGGCUGAUGAACUUCACGCUGCCGCUCCAGAGUUCGCUGUUCACGGUCAUCCUGGUUGACCAGAAGUGGACCUGGGCCACCGUCCAGGGCAUCGCCUGGACCCUCGUCGCGCUCUACCUCGCCCUGUUCGCCUCCACCGUCAUCAUCUGGCGGUACUGGGCGACCGUCGAAAGCACCGGCGUGGUCUGGGAUCCCCAGUCGCUCGCCGACAUUGCCGCGCUGGUAUCCGAGACCAACACCGCGAGCGAUUACCGCGGCACGCAACUCGCGCGCAGCCGUGACGGCAUCCGCUUCGCACUGCGCCGUCGCGCCGCUGACCGUCUGGGCUACUGGACCUGGAAAGACGGCCGUCACGGGCUGUGGCACACCCUCGGCAGCCCCAUGGACGACCCCCACACGCUGCUGCUGAACCCAGACCCAGCCGGCGGCCAACGCAUGCAGCGCCACGACGAGAAGCAGCAGAACCGCCCUCUCGCCAACCGGCAAUUCUUCCGGGACCACGACAACGACCACGACAACGACCACGAUAACGACCACCACGGAGACGACGACCUGGAAAACCCCCACUCCGCCCGCUCCCACCAAACCUACCUCCCCUUCGCCCUGCGCACAUCCCCCCUCCUCUUCACCACCAUCGCCGGCACCAUCCUCGUCACCGCCCUCUUCGUCGUCACCUACCUCCCCGCCACCCGCCUCGCAGCCGGUUUCCCCCCCUCCCUCCGCGCCGCCCCCCAAUCCGGCGCCUUUUCCCCCGCCGACUUCCUCUUCGCCUUCCUCCCUUCCCUCCUCGGCACCAUCCUCCACCUCGCCCUCCGCACCGUCGACCUCCACCUCCGCAUCCUCCAGCCCUGGGCCGCCAUGUCCUCCUCAACCCCCCAGGGAGGGACUAACCCCAACGGCGCGCCCGCCGAAGCCUCCCUCCUAGCGACCUACCCCACCCACACCCCCUUCGGCGACACCCCCCUCUCGGCCCUCCACAACCACCACUGGCGUCUCGCCUGCGUCUCCCUCUUAUCCUCCCUCUCCGCCCUCAUCCCCGUCCUCGCCGGCGGCAGUUUCAUGGCGCUAACGCAAACCUCCACCGGCGAAGUCCGCAUGUUCGCUAACAUGCCCGCUUUUGGCGUCUUACUGGGCCUAUUGGUGUUGUAUGUUGCUGCCUUCGCAGCCGUGUUACCCUCCCGUGCGGCCUGGCGCAUGCCGCACUCUGUGACGUGUUUGGCAGAUGUGCUGGGGUAUUUGGUGAAUCGGGAGUUGAGGGAGGAGGCGGCUUUGAAGAGGUGUGUGAGUCGACGGGAGAUGAGGGGGAAGAUGGGGGUUGGGGGGGGGUUGCCUGGGGGGAUGCAGAGUCGGUGGGUUUUUGGGUUUGGGGGGGAGGCUGGGAAUGGGAAUGGGAGUGGGAAUGGGGGGGAAGAAAAGGGGGAGGGGGAGUUGGGGGUCAGGAGGGUGAGGAGGUUUACGGAGAGGGGGGCGGUGAGGAAGAGUCAGAUUCGGAGGGCUUUUAUGUGA
This is a messenger RNA of Dichotomopilus funicola, 2838 nucleotides long. RefSeq lists its product as uncharacterized. The transcript is spliced from 2 exons. The record is from RefSeq and is a predicted model, not a curated record. Bases 1 to 2838 code for a protein of 945 amino acids. NCBI's taxonomy places the organism in Eukaryota, Fungi, Ascomycota, Sordariomycetes, Sordariales, Chaetomiaceae.